AUGUAUCAUCAUACGUAUGAAGAUGAAGCUCCAUUGCCUCUCAUAGCAAACUAUACUAUGGUUAAAGAAGAUGAAGAAGAAAAGAGGGAUCCUGAAGACCGUGUCAUUUUAGAGAUUGGACGACAAGACGAGAAACCAAGAGAAGAACUUACUUUCUCUCACAAGAAGUAUGAUAAAACUAUAGCUCAUCACAGGUCUUAUGUGUUAGAAGACUACGAACCUAGAAGGAUUUCUUAUUUCAGGCCUCAUGAAUUGGAUCAUAAUACCUCUGAAGGUCCGAUGUACUACGAGCAAGACUACAGAGAAGCGUCUAUACCAGAAACCGCUAACUCUGAGUCAUCUCUGGAUUAUUCACAUGAAUCUCAGGAUACCAUCAAGUAUGGCAUGGAGGAUCCCAAUCAAGAUGCAAAUAUUCUAAACUGGAAAGAAAAAGCGCUACUACUUGAAAAAGAAUAUAAAAAGACAGCUUGCGACAGAGAAAGAACACGCAUGCGUGAUAUGAAUCGAGCUUUUGAUCUCCUGCGCUCCAAACUUCCAGUUACUAAGCCUUCCAAAAAAAAGUACUCCAAGAUUGAAUGUCUCAGAAUAGCGAUAUGCUACAUCCGACAUUUGGAGUACAUGUUGUCUGGAGGCUCGCCUGACGACAAUCCCGCCUUUUUAGAUCUUCACGCCUCUGAGAUGAGACGUCGGCAGCAGAGAUAUUGA
Messenger RNA from Arctia plantaginis, 705 nucleotides. NCBI's taxonomy places the organism in Eukaryota, Metazoa, Arthropoda, Insecta, Lepidoptera, Erebidae. The record is from the annotation of a GenBank genome assembly.